Molecule: messenger RNA, 3629 nt
Organism: Amoebophrya sp. A25
Lineage: Eukaryota; Dinophyceae; Syndiniales; Amoebophryaceae
Source: the annotation of a GenBank genome assembly
CUCUGUGAUAUCUAUGAUAUCGUCAUGUCGGUGAGUAGAUGGUGCAGGGAGAUACGUCGUUGCCGCGUGUGUAGUUUCUAGUAGUUCGUUAUAGGGUUUUUCAUAGCUGCAGAUCACGAAAUAAAACAGUCGCUACCCGCGCGACUGCUCCUCUCUCCCCAAGGCGAAACCAGAAUCAUAGUGAAAAACUAGAAUAUAACAGUAACUAACAUGUUGAAAAGAUCACUUUCUACACCCACUUUAUUGACUCGUCCACUGGUGACUACCUUGUGCCUGUUCCAAGAACCAGAAAAGCAAAAGGAUGUCCUCUGCUUCCGUUAUUGACGAUUUUCUUGCUGGGCCACUGAGGAGUGUGACGGAAGCCAUCACAGCACCCAUACCCUUCUAUGGUCGCCGCAAGAUCGUGGACGACUGCAAAUAUCAAAUCCGAGAAGGUGCUCAGGGGGGUGGACCAUUUUCUGGAGAUUAUGAGAAGGAACUUGAUGCUUGUUGUGCUUUACCGAUAAAAAGUUGUAGUUCGCAUUACUACAUGACGAGAACGAGGCAAAAGCAUCCUAUCCUAUCUUAUCCUAUCCUAGAGCAGCAGUAGUAGAUGUAAUUGAGAGGUAUUUUGAAUAGCUUUACUGUAAUUGAGAGGUAAUAGCUUUAGCUGUUGGGCAUCGAGGUGUAGUUUCGUGUACUACUAGCUGUACCUUAUGCUCAAUCCUCUACCUCAUCUAACUACUCCCUUCCACGAGGAUUACAAAAUUUGUGCCCGCAAACGGCGGACGAGAUUACAUGCAGCACACGCCCGAUCCCAAAGCUUCAGCAGAUUCCUACUACACCCAGUGCGGAGAGCGUGCUGGGCCUAGUCCUCGACUUAUAUUACGGGUGUAGGGAAUUCAUCUCCAAAGUCAUCUGGAAGAGAAAGACAAGAGGAAAGAGGGACCCAGAUGAUCCCUGAGAUGAAUUCCCGAUACCUCUAAGUAUACCGACCGAUCAGCAAACGAAGAAGUUCUUAAAGGAUAUCAAUGGCAGUCACUGGGAAGAGAAGAGACGACGGGCGCUCUUGGGAGAAGCACCGGCUCUACCGAUGGAGGGAACGGCAGCUUCGUACUAUUUGGACUUCUAUUUACUUACAACUACAAGUAGAGAUCCUGUGAAGAUGUUGUAGUGGUGAUUUUGUAGGUUCCUCAUCAAGGAUGAUGAGUACUAUCUUCUAUGAAUGGUUCGGGUAUUUGGUAACCUGAAUUUGAUCAUAAGCAAGGGAAAACAAGAAGAGAACCCUUAGGAUCAAAUUCAGGUUACCAAAUACCAGAACCGUACACUCUACAACACCAUGGAGAGCAUCCGUAUUUUACAACACCAUGGAUGUUGAUAAGAUUUUCGGUACCAACGAUUAGAAGAGUCUUCAUUUUGUACAACGACAACACCACAGAUACUAUCAGCACUCGCCGGACGUGCUCGCGCAGGCGCUCAAAGAAAAGGUGGGAGGAGUGGAGAAGAGUCCUCACUAUCCUUCUGAUACCUCACUCGGGGCGCCGUUGAUUGUCAUCGAUUCGCAAUCUUUAUGGAACAAGUGCUGGCUCUUGAUGAUCGCUGUUUUACUUAGUCGAUGAGAAAUUAUUAUUUACAUUUAGUUGUCGGUGGUUAAAAUCAUGUCCUAGUAGUAAGACCGGCACAACUCCACCGGUCGUUCUCGCUUCAUUAUUAUAAAGAAUAAUAAGUAGAAGAAAGAUGCCGGCGACCAGCAGCUCCCGCCCUUGUUCCCCUUUCAUCUUCCGCCUCCAUCGCCUCCACCGAUAUCGAGGAUGCUGAUAAGUGGUUUUGUAAGUCGCCAGCAAGAUGGCAGGAACAAAAGGGAGAUCAUCCUAGUUUCACCUUCCGCGAUCCCAUCCCAGGUGAAAUGAGUGUCGAGAUGCGCGAUUUGGCGAAUGGAGCUGUGCACUGGUCCAAGACCUAUAGUUAAGGCUUGGGAGUUGACCUAUCAUCUAAGAGCGUCUCUAUAUCUUCUCCAAGUAGAAAAGCCACAGAUAUGCGAGCUAGAGAUGCCAACUUUCAAACAACCCCUAAUAUAGAAUGAACAUGUCGAAUCGGUUAGACCGAUGGACUCCGGAAGUAGGAGAAGAUGUCGGAGAAGGUGAUGACGAGUGGUCGCAGACGGGAAUGGGACGAGUAGGUAGGGGAGAGAAAUUGCCCUUGCGGAUGGGAUUGCUAUGGCAUCAUGUUGAUUUUUAUCGUGACAAGAACACUACUAGAACAAGGUAGAAGCAGUACUGUAAGGAAUUGGAAUGCGUAUGCAGCGUUUUUAUUCCCUCUUCACACGCUCUGCUCGUCGUUGGAGAAGAUGCCUGAAUCUUUACGUCUUCUAAUCCCCCAACGCGGUUUCUGGCCUGUUUGUCCGCAACGGGAAGACAUGUUCCAUUCGUAUGAGAUUACCUUCCGCAGGUUGAGGCCUUGGCGCGAGCAGUUUGCUGAUAAGCAUUGCGCAGUGCUGGAAAAGAAACGUAGGAGGAAAGCCGCACUACGUGCUCUCGCAAAUGCGGCGGGACGAGGUACUAGUACUGGUGCACAGGACGAGGGUAGUAGUGCUCAAAAUGGAGAUUUGCUAAGCGGCCUUUCUGAAGCUGACGCUUCUACUCAAAAUGCCAGUUCGUCCUCUGCUCAGGAGACUCCAGGCGAAGCGAGCCCAGAAUCGGUAUGGCUAGGAUUUCCGAAUAGAGACGAGGCUGAGGAUCGGGAGAACGCUUCGACAUGGAAUAUGGAGGCAAACGACGGAGAUGCGUCUUCUAGUGCUAGUGCUGCAGAUGCAGGAGAAGAUUGGGAAACCGCUUCUUCCGGAGAUGCGUCUUCUACAAGUGGUACUGCAGGAGGAGCAGACUCGUCUUCUUCUUCUGGUGCAGCAGGAGCUGCAAGUACUACAUUUUAUCCGGCUUGUUCAUCGAGUACAACUGGUACUACUCGUUAUAGUAGUACUAGGAUAAAAUCAAGCAGUAGUCGUGGUCGUCGCCCACUUCCAGCAUCGCUCCCGAUGCCUAGUACAGGGAGUAUCAUCGGAGGCUACUUCUUCGGCGACUUCAAGCAAAACCACCUACAACUAGAUUCUCUUCUUUUUGCGGCUUUGCAACCGGUCCAUCGGUUGUAUCGUCAAUCUGGUAGAGCGUUGCAAUCUCUCGUCUCUGGUGAAGGGGAAACGACCAGCACUAACAGCAGGAGGAGGGCCCCUUCAAACUCUACAAGGAGCUCUACAACAACAGCUAGUAGCUCUAGCACAGCUAGUACUACAAGAACAAGUAGUAGCAGUUUUUCUUCACCCAUACCUGGAGCUUCACCAGGAGCUUCAGCGGGAGCAGCAGUUGAUGACGAGGAUGAGCCACAUCCUGAGUGCGAAGAGAAUGAUAGUUUUACCUCUGACAGUAACGAUGUUACUGACAUCAUUGGCAAACUUGUAAUCUCUGAAGCGCACUCAACAGCAACACCAUAUGAUCAUACCAUGAUGUAAUUUGCAACUGCGACGUGAGACUACACAAGAAGUAGGUUUUUUUGAGCCCAACAUGGUUCUUAUGGUUUAAUCCCUCUCGCUUGGUCAAGACGAGGACGAAUAUGAAUUUGUUCCAACAUGACAAGCUUAAUUGAAAUAUUCUGCCAAG